This is a messenger RNA of Amblyraja radiata (thorny skate), 1107 nucleotides long. RefSeq names its product haloacid dehalogenase-like hydrolase domain containing 2 (gene hdhd2). Gene Ontology annotation, cellular component: cytoplasm. Gene Ontology annotation, molecular function: phosphatase activity. The record is from RefSeq and is a predicted model, not a curated record. The coding region runs from base 300 to 1079 and encodes 259 amino acids. NCBI's taxonomy places the organism in Eukaryota, Metazoa, Chordata, Chondrichthyes, Rajiformes, Rajidae. Gene Ontology annotation, biological process: dephosphorylation. The transcript has 7 exons.
CAGCCAGUGAGUCAGUCUUUGGUCGCCAGCGUGGGCUCAGGUUGACUCCUCCAUUGCUCCACGUUCACGCCGAGGACGAGCCUCGGGCUGGCGGGCGGACGGUGACGCAGGCGGGGAGCGCGGAGUCACAAUAAACCGCCACGUCGAGCUUUUAAACAACACCAGUCACGCGGACAAUUGAAGUUCGGUUGGAGGGGAAGAAGCCGAGUUAUAAAUAGAGCAAGAAGCGUCUGCGGCAGGUUGGUUGCGUGAGUGACGCGGCGGGCGUGACGUCAUCGAUUACUCCCUAUCAGUGGAGAAUGUCAACUCGACGAAUAUUAAAGGCCGUACUAAUAGACCUCAGUGGAACGCUGCACAUUGAAGAAUCAGCUGUGUCUGGUGCCCAGGAGGCACUGCAAAAGUUACGCAGUUCUCCUGUAGCUGUGAAGUUUGUGACCAACACCACCAAGGAAUGUAAACGAACUCUGUUUGAACGGUUGCAGAAACUCAGCUUUGAUAUCCACGAGGAUGAGAUUUUCACAUCUUUAACUGCGGCCAGGAACUUUGUUGAGCAGAAACAGGUCAGACCUUUACUAUUGGUAGACAACAGUGCACUUGAAGAUUUUGAAGGAGUGGACACAACUGAUCCUAAUGCUGUGGUUGUUGGAUUAGCUCCUGAACACUUUAACUAUGACACAUUGAACAAGGCAUUCAGAUUAAUUUUGGAUGGUGCCCCUCUAAUUGCCAUACACAAAGCAAGAUACUACAAGAAGGUAGAUGGAUUAUCACUUGGACCAGGACCUUUUAUUACUGGGCUGGAAUAUGCAACAGAUGUCAAGGCCACAGUAGUCGGAAAACCAGAGAAACCAUUCUUUCUUGAAGCUCUUCAAAGUAUUGGAUGUCAACCAGAAGAGGCAGUUAUGAUUGGUGAUGAUGUGAGGGAUGAUGUCGGUGGAGCACAAAGUGCUGGAAUGUUGGGCAUUUUGGUAAAAACGGGCAAAUAUCGGCUUGGAGAUGAAGGCAAAACAAACCCUGCUCCGUACCUGACGUGUGAUGCUUUCCCACAAGCUGUUGACCACAUACUAUACAAUAUGCUGUAAUAAUCCAUUAAAUAAAAAGAUCAAAAGA